AGCGAGUGAAGAGAAACGAGAGCGCAGUCAGGAAGCGAGAGGAGAGGGGGAGACUGAGGGGGAGAGGGGAGACUGAGGGGGAGAGAGGGAGUGAGAGACUGAGAGAGGGAGAGUCAGACACAGACAGACAGACACAGACAGGCGGGAGCUGCCGCUCGCUACAUUCUGAUACAAUGUGUCCGAGCGGCGUCUGAGCGCCGCCAGUCCCGGUGUCCGAGGGGCCGGAGCCGCCGCCGCUGGGAUCCGCGCUGCCGGAGCUGGUCCCCGGGCGGCAGCGGAGAUGGACGCGGGGGGAGUGGAGAAGGAUUGCAGCGCACUCGACGGCCUCUUCCAGACCAUCAUGACCGACAUGAAGGGAAGCUACCCCGUCUGGGAGGACUUCAUCUCCAAAACCACAAAGCUGCAGUCACACCUCAGGACAACGGUGGUCAUCACAGGAGCUUUCCUCGACGCCUUCCAGAAGGUGGCUGACCUGGCGACGAACACACGGGGGGCCACCAGGGAGAUUGGCUCGACUCUGACCAGGAUGUGCCUGAGGCAUCGCAGCAUCGAGUCCCGGCUCAAACAGCUCACCGCGGCGCUGACCGACAGUCUGAUUAACCCCCUGGAGCUUCGCAUCGAGGAGUGGAAGAAGAUCGCGGCCCAGCUGGACAAGGACCACACCAAAGAAUACAAGAAAGCCCGGCAAGAGAUUAAGAAGAAAUCAGGUGACACGCUGAAACUGCAGAAGAAAGUGAAGAAAGGUCGGGGCGAUGCACGGGUGCCGUUGCAGGCUGCGCUGCAGGACGUGAACGAUAAGUACGUGCAGCUGGAGGAGGCGGAGCGGCGGGCAGUGGAGCGCGCCCUGCUGGAGGAGCGGCGUCGCUUCUGUACCUUUGUCAGCCUCAUGCGGCCUGUGCUGAACGAGGAGAUGGGAAUGCUCGGGGAGCUGACACAUCUACAAACCACCCUGGAGGACCUGGGCUCACUGACUGCCGACCCCCACACUCUGCCCCCCGCCAGCCAGCAGGUGAUCCUGGACCUGAAGGCGACGGAUGAUUACUACAGCUACCACACCCCCCCCUCAUCACCCACUGGCACCCUGUCCCGUAGGGGAACCUCCAGCAGCAGCUAUUCCCUGUACCUGCCUGCGGUUGCCAGACACCCCAGCAUUCCCAGCUUUGAGCCGGUCUCUCCGGGAGCCAUGCUGCCCCCUCCCCCCCCACCAGAGACGUCUCCGUCUCCGACGACAGCCAGGACUGGCCGGCGCUCCCCCCUCCGGACUGGGCUCCCAGCGCCGGAUAUAACGGGACAACCACCAGCCCCCAGCGGGCACCGAGAGACCGCAAGCCCUGACUGGCACCGCCUACAAGGUCGCGGCGGGGGGGGCCGUUGCCGCUGUCGUUGCCGCUGGCGGGCGCAGGCGGGGAGGGGCGGCGCGGAUCCCGGGACUCACUGCCAUGUUCCAGCGGCUACAGCACCCAGACCACCACCCCUUCCUGCUCCGAGGACACCAUCCCUAUGCACCCAGCGAGGAAGGAUCAGGCACUGAUUGUGUCCGACUACGACUACCUGUCACUGCCCGGGGAGCCGGAGCUGCUGGACCAGCUGAGCUUUGACAAGUCGUCCACGAUCCCGCGGAACAGCGACUUGAGCCACAACUACCGCCGCAUGUUCCAGGGGAAGCGGCCGGC
Leucoraja erinaceus (little skate) is the source of this 1673-nucleotide messenger RNA. RefSeq names its product MTSS I-BAR domain containing 1 (gene mtss1). Gene Ontology annotation, biological process: cell projection assembly; plasma membrane organization. NCBI's taxonomy places the organism in Eukaryota, Metazoa, Chordata, Chondrichthyes, Rajiformes, Rajidae. Gene Ontology annotation, cellular component: actin cytoskeleton; cytoplasmic side of plasma membrane. The transcript is spliced from 14 exons. Bases 281 to 1531 code for a protein of 416 amino acids. Gene Ontology annotation, molecular function: phospholipid binding; actin binding. The record is from RefSeq and is a predicted model, not a curated record.